AUGCUGAAAAAUAUGAAUCUAGGUGCGGAAAGAGUGAAAGAAGUUAGAACGCAGACUCUCUGGCGGGAGUUUGAAGCAUUGAGGAUGGGUGAUUCAGAAAGUAUUGAUGAAUAUUCUGGAAAACUCACCAUUAUUGUCAACAAAUUGAGAGGCUUCGGCAAUACUGUGGAUGAUAUCCAAGUAGUUAAGAAACUUCUACGAUCCACCUCUGCAAAGUUUCUUCAAAUUACCUCAACGAUUGAGGAGUUCAGUUAUCUCAAAACGAAAUCCGUUGAUGAGAUUAUUGGAUCACUCAAGGCACAUGAAGAAAGGUUGCAAGGGUUUGAAGAAAAAGAUGAAACCGUUCUCCUCACUCAUCCAGAAUGGAAGGAACGAGAGACUGCAAAAUCCUCAAAGAAAGAAUGGAAGGAUCAAGGCAGUUCCAGAGGAAGCAGGGGAUGGGGUCGCGGAAGAUGGAGAGGCCGUGGGAGAAGUGACUGGCAUCGAGGAGAUGAAGGAGAGUCGCAAACUCAAAAGAAGAGAUUUGACAAGAAGAUGCAAAAGGAUGAGGAGUCUUCACUGCUAAUGAUAGAGGCGUGUGAAAUUAAAACCACACAUGACAAAGAGCCUAAUUUUGUGAUGUUGAAUGAAACUAUAGUGCCGCCACCAGACAAUAUUGGAGCUGAAAAUUCCUGGUUCCUAGAUACUGGAGCAAGCAACCACAUGUCAGGAGAAAGGAGGGUGUUUCGUGAGCUUGACACAUCUGUUGUUGGAAAGGUACGCUUCGGUGAUAACUCUGUAAUAGACAUUUGUGGUCGAGGAAUAGUGCUCUUCAAAUGCAAAACAGAUGAGCACUUGAUCUUAUCGCAAGUCUAUUACAUACCUAAACUCAAGAGCAAUAUUAUAAGUUUUGGACAACUGGAUGAGAGUGGAAAUAAAAUUGUCAUAGAGAACAGUGUGAUGAAGAUAUAUGACAGAGCUAGGAGCCUGAUUAUUAUGGUGACCAGACAAUCCAAUAGAUUUUAUGUAGUAAAGUUGAAGCUUGCGGAUCAGGCGUGUUUAAUGACAAAUAUCAGUAACACUGGUUGGCUCUGGCACGCGAGGUAUGGACACCUAAAUUUUCACUCUUUAAAGCAAUUAAAUGACAAGAGAAUGGUUGAAGGGUUGCCAAGAAUCACCCAGGUCAAUCAAUUAUGCAAUGGGUGUUUAAUUGGAAAGUAG
This is a messenger RNA of Cucurbita moschata (crookneck pumpkin), 1200 nucleotides long. RefSeq lists its product as uncharacterized. The coding region runs from base 1 to 1200 and encodes 399 amino acids. The record is from RefSeq and is a predicted model, not a curated record. Lineage: Eukaryota; Viridiplantae; Streptophyta; Magnoliopsida; Cucurbitales; Cucurbitaceae. The transcript is spliced from 2 exons.